This is a messenger RNA of Penicillium psychrosexuale, 2346 nucleotides long. RefSeq lists its product as uncharacterized. The record is from RefSeq and is a predicted model, not a curated record. The coding region runs from base 1 to 2346 and encodes 781 amino acids. Lineage: Eukaryota; Fungi; Ascomycota; Eurotiomycetes; Eurotiales; Aspergillaceae. The transcript is spliced from 2 exons.
AUGUUGCCCAAAUUCUUGCAAAGCAGCUACACUCGCUAUAAGGAUGACACCAACAGCUUUGCAACCUGGCUUCUUAAGGCAGCCGGCAAAUGUGGCUACCAACUCCAGGGCCUCACUUCUGCCGCGCCCACCUCCAAAAAUGGAAAAAGCAAGAGCAGAAAUAAGGCGGCAAAUGACUCAGAUCCAGUCCAUUCUCAUCAUCGUCAAACGAGCGAUCAAAUUGAGGAAACAUGUCACGUCUUGGUUUUGGGGCAAGGCGACUCCGACAAUAACAAGCGACACACUCAUUUUAUCUCCGCACUGGAAAAGGUCUGUGAGACCCUGGAAUGGAAGAUGAACAACUCUUCCAAUCCGGAUAGUAAGCAACCUCCUCCAACCUCCGAAGCCGGAGGUGGCGAUGCCGACCUUGACAUGUUCCUCAACAAAUUUGCUGUACUCACCGUCGAGGAACCACAAGAGACUCACGAGGGACAGCAGAAAUCCCCCGAAUCGAAGCAGGUUGUGAAGGUGGAGAUUGUUGAGAAUGACGAGGAUGAGGACACGAGUUAUUUCCGCCUCGUAUUCUUCAAAACAUACUGCAUGUUCCAGGAUUUGAACAACAUGCGGGCGUUUAUCUCUCAUACCUGGUCAGAGUACCGAGAUAACAAGAUCGAUCUUAUGAACGCUGCUAUCGUGACUGAUAGUGCGUUGCAACUUGCCCGAGAUCUUGUGCAGGAGGUGGUGGACGACUGGAGCACAUCCACCCCCUCUAUCGAUAACCUCCAGGAAAUGGUCUUCAAUGUCGCUUGUUUUACCCGGGGCAUCGAUGCGACUCCAUCUAUUGAAAUCGGCCUACCAUAUAAUAAACACAUGUCCGAUGUAGCCGAGUGGUGCUAUUUGCCAACACGGAUCUUACUGGAAUCAUUCCGAGACGUUCUGCAGGAUAAUCAUCUUCCGGUCUUCAAGAAAGGCUUUUUCGGCACUUACGAUCCCAAGGCUAACAGAGAGGGGAUGUCUGUGGGCCAGAAAUUCAACGAAGACAAAAUCAUUUUUGUCCAGCUAAUGCCAGAGUUCUGCAUGAUCGAUAAGUUUGAUAUUCGUAUGCUUACCUCCGAUGCGAUUACUGCAGGACUUGUUGAGUUUUGCAGGACCAAAAAGGUUACCCUGUGGCUUUGCUUCGCUUCACAGGUGCUCCUUGACGUUCAUCACAUCAUGCGUCACAGCACUUUAGGUGCAUUUGACGACCUGCGGAUGUCUGGACUGCGUAUCACAAAAACCAUCGAUGACUACUUCAAGGGUACCAAAUCACACCCGCAGCCCCAAUUCUGGCCCAAGGAGGGUGAUGAAGAAAUCAAAGAUAUACACUUCACUGUGGCUUCAUGGAUUAUCCAGGACCCCUUCUGGGAACGGAAACGUGUUUCGAUCCCAGGCUAUGAUGCAUCAGAAAAACAUGUGCUUUUCUCCCAGUAUGCCAUCCUUUGUGGAUUGAGCCUGUUUCAUCUCAACACCCGGAUGCAGUCUGUUGGCCAACAGCUUGUGACUCCAUGGUAUGAUGUCCAGCAACUGGCUUUCUUGUACAAUCUCGCAAACACCGAUGGGCAUAUGAACUUGAAUUGGCCUGAUAUGGAAGCGUUUAUUAAGAUUCACGGAGAGUCUCAUAUAUUCAUUGGUUCUCGGCCAAAGAACGCUAGCGAGUCUUUGAAUAGGCUUGAAUUGGCCACAGGCAUAUCGUCCACUGCCAAGUUUGCCCGCGGUUCGCGCAAGAGACAAGAUUUCCAUCGCCCUGAUGGAAAGAAUCCCAGAGUGCUGACGCCAACAACUACGAUCGCGAACUUGUUCCGGGCCCAGUAUGUGCCUGGUUUUAGGGAAGAAGACGGCAUUAGAACAAUUGACAAUGUUCUGGAUACGCUUUCUCAGGAACCGUGUCUCAAGGAGACUAGCAAGGAGCUUCAGCCCUCCGAUCUGCAAGUCAUGUUCCAACAGAAGUGGUCCCAUACCCGAAACAUCGGCACCCUGCAACUUCUUACCCUUUUGAAGAGCAGCUUGUCCAAAGAAGAGCCUUUACUCCUAUUCAACUACUUCGGCAUGCACAAGCGCUCCCUGGAGCUGCUGAGGCUGAUCAGAGCAAAAGAGCACCACAAGUUUGUCCAAUAUUUCACGACUGCGUACAUGCCCGAUGAAUCUCUCAUCUCAAACAUUGUGAUUCUGGUCCACCAUGUUGCGCGAGGCUCGGCACAAAAUGCGCGUGCAUUGGGAAUGUCUUCCAUGGGCAAUGGCAGUCAGAUUUGCAGUCGAAUUGUCAUGAGCUGUGGCGAAGUCAUGCGGAUUAUCUUCGGAAGAAUGGAGAUGUGGCAUGCAAAGAGCUAA